Messenger RNA from Fusarium venenatum, 165 nucleotides. The record is from RefSeq and is a predicted model, not a curated record. NCBI's taxonomy places the organism in Eukaryota, Fungi, Ascomycota, Sordariomycetes, Hypocreales, Nectriaceae.
AUGAUUGUGCGCAUCAACGCUUUUCCAGGAAUGCACCCUCAGCCAACAAAGAGCAAACACCUCAUCCUCUCCAUCAACACACAGAGCGCACGCACCGAGUCGCAGCCAACGAGGCUAAGGGAUGGUAGGGGAUUUGACAUUGUAUUUGUUGCCAGAUUAGAAUAG